Molecule: messenger RNA, 1170 nt
Organism: Mesitornis unicolor (brown roatelo)
Lineage: Eukaryota; Metazoa; Chordata; Aves; Mesitornithiformes; Mesitornithidae
Product: TBC domain-containing protein kinase-like protein
Exons: 10
Biological process (GO): activation of GTPase activity
Molecular function (GO): GTPase activator activity
Source: RefSeq, a predicted model, not a curated record
AUUGAAGUGGAUAUUCCUCGUUGCCAUCAGUAUGAUGAAUUGCUGUCAUCACCAGAGGGUCAUGCAAAGUUUAGACGUGUAUUGAAGGCCUGGGUUGUUUCCCAUCCUGAUUUGGUGUACUGGCAAGGUCUUGACUCUCUUUGUGCACCAUUUCUGUACUUGAAUUUCAAUAAUGAAGCUCUUGCGUAUGCCUGCAUGUCUGCUUUUAUACCCAAGUAUUUGUAUAACUUCUUUCUGAAGGAUAAUUCCCAUGUUAUUCAAGAAUACCUGACGGUGUUUUCCCAGAUGAUUGCAUUCCAUGAUCCAGAGUUGAGUAACCACCUUAAUGAAAUUGGUUUUAUUCCAGAUCUUUAUGCUAUUCCUUGGUUUCUUACAAUGUUUACACAUGUCUUCCCUUUGCACAAAAUUUUUCACUUGUGGGAUACAUUACUGCUUGGAAAUUCCUCCUUCCCAUUCUGUAUUGGAGUUGCAAUACUUCAACAACUGAGGGAUCGUCUUCUGGCUAAUGGAUUCAAUGAAUGCAUUCUCCUUUUUUCAGACUUGCCAGAGAUUGACAUUGAGCGUUGUGUUCGGGAGUCAAUCAACCUGUUUCGCUGGACCCCCAAGAGUGCUACGUACAGGCAAUAUGCACAGCCGCCACGGCAGGCCAGUGAGAGCAACGGCACAAGAAGUUCCAUGUCCUCCCUUUCAGCAGACUAUCAGGAAGCACCUCGAAGUGACCUGUCUAGGGAUUCCAUCAAGUUGGACGACUUGAAGGCAGAGGUGUCACCACGAAUUUCAGCAGAAGAUCUGAUUGAUUUGUGCGAGUUGACAGGACCCAGUCAUUCCAAAACACCUGUAAAGAAAACCAAGUCUAGCAAGCCAAAGCUGCUGGUCGUGGACAUUCGUAACAGUGAGGACUUUAACCGUGGCCACAUUUCUGGUAGCAUCAAUGUCCCGUUUGCAUCAGCAUUUACAGCAGAAGGGGAUCUUGUCCAGUGCCCAGCAACUGCCACACUCCAGAGCUUUAAAGGAAGAGUUGUGGUGAUUGUAGGAAAUGCAGUGAAGAACACAGCUGCUUUUGCAGCUCAUCUAGUGAAAAACAAGUACCCAAGGGUCUGCAUCCUAGAUGGAGGAAUCAACAAGAUCAAGCCAACUGGUCUCCUCACUGUUCCUUCUCCACAAAUUUAA